CGGCCGCCGCCCCUUCAGCUGCCGCCGCCACCGCCACCGCCAGCGCCGCCUCUUCGUCCGCAAACCCUAGCGCGCAUUGCAUCCCCCAGCCCAGCCCCGCGGAUCUGGAGAGGAGGCGCGCGCCGGCGUCCGCAUGUCGCUCUUCCGCAAGUUCUUCUACCGCAAGCCCCCCGACGGCCUCCUCGAGAUCACCGAGCGGGUCUACGUAUUCGAUUCGUGCUUCUCCACCGAUGUCUUCGACGACGACGACAGGUACCGGGUCUACAUCGGGGACAUCGUGGCGCAGCUGCGGAGCCACUUCGCGGGCGCCACCUUCAUGGUCUUCAACUUCCGGGAGGAGGACGGGCUGGGCCGGCCGAGCCUGCUGGGGGGCAUCCUCUCCGCCUACGACAUGGUGGUCAUGGACUACCCGCGCCAGUACGAGGGCUGCCCGCUCCUCACCAUGGAGAUGGUGCACCACUUCCUCCGCUCCGCCGAGAGCUGGCUCUCCCUCGCCCACCACAACGUGCUCAUCAUGCACUGCGAGCGCGGCGGCUGGCCCGCGCUCGCCUUCAUGCUCGCCGGCCUGCUGCUCUACCGCAAGCAGUUCAUCGGCGAGCAGCGCACGCUGGAGAUGGUCUACAAGCAGGCGCCGCGCGAGCUCAUCCAGCUGCUCACGCCGCUCAACCCCAUGCCUUCGCAGAUUAGGUACCUGCAUUAUAUUGCCCGCAGGAACGUCAGCUCCGACUGGCCGCCGGGUGACCGGCCGCUGACUUUAGACUGCGUGAUACUAAGGAAUGCACCGGGAUGUAAUGGGGAGGAUGGGUGUAGACCCAUAUUCCGUAUCUAUGGCCAGGAUCCUCUCUUCAGCACAGAUGACAUUCCCAAGGUGCUCUUUGCAACACCAAAGAGGAGUAAAUACGUUCGCCAUUACAAGCGGGCAGACUGCGAACUGAUCAAGAUCGACAUCCACUGCCAUAUCCAAGGAGAUGUUGUCCUCGAAUGCAUUAGCACGGACGCCGCUCAAGAACGGGAGGAGAUGAUGUUCAGAGUUAUGUUCAAUACAGCAUUUAUCAGAUCCAACAUUCUGAUGCUGAACCGUGAUGAAAUCGACCUAAUGUGGGAUGCCAAGGAUCGAUUCGCAAAGGAAUUCAGAGCCGAGAUUCUCUUUUCAGAAAUGGACACGCCAGAUGAAUUAGAUCCCAUGGAGAUGAUGGCAGGUAUAGGGGAGAAGGAGGGCCUGCCGAUUGAAGCAUUUGCAAAGGUUCAAGAGAUGUUCAGCAUUGUGGACUGGUUAGAUCCCAAAGGGGAUGCCGCAGUCCAGUUUUUCCAGCGGCUAACUACGUAUGAAAAUAUACAGAUGAGGCAGGGAUUGGUCUCUCCAAGCAACAAAGCUUCAAUCAUUAGAAAAGAAAUAGGCCAAUUGGAGCUUCGUUCUCCAACCAAAAAUGAAACUGGCAUUGCUCGAAACAAAGCCGAACACUCGGCAGUAUAUAUGAACAAACAGGAUUGUGAUGGCAUACACAAUUUGGUCUCUCAAGGAAAAUCUCUUGUUCACGAGAAGAUAAGCUCUCAAGUUUGCAAGGAAAUAACACAUGUAGUGGACAUAAAUACCACACGGUCGUCUUCACUCGAAAAGCCAGACGAGGAGUGUGGUGCAGUACAGUGCUCUUCACCCACUAUGAUCAUGUCACAGCGGUUUCCAGCUUCUAGAUCAAGCUCUGCUCUUUCUAGCAACUCAUCUCCUAGAUCACUUUCAGCUUUCCCAAGAUUUCAUAGCGUACCUUCAGCCCUUGGAAUUACAGCUUUGUUGGAAGAUCAUGCUGCAUUUGGAGGUUCUGAAAAUUGCAGUUCAACCGUCGUUUCGCCCACAAUAUCAAAUUUGUCAAGUGCCACAGUCAAAGCUCUGCAUCCAACAAAAGGUACUCCAGUUUUAACAAAGGGUGCACUUCCACCAACUUCUGGGCCAUCAGAGCCGGUGCUGUUGGUGGCAUCUGAGGCCAUUAUGAUGUCUGAUGCAAAAGACUUUCCUGAACCAUCCGAAAAGCAUUCAGGUCCUUCAUUGUUGCCCCAGCCAUGUCAGCCACAUGAAAAUUCUACAUUACCAUUAGCUGGAAGUACUACUCUCUCCACAUACCAUCAGCGGUCCUCAAGUAACAGCACAAAAGAAUCAUCACCAACUUCCCCCGCUCCCCAUCCACCUCUAUUUCCCACUUUGUCGACACCUUCCAAUUCUACAAGUAUUCAUUGUCGGCACCAAGAUUCCCUGCUUGCCACUACCUCGACUUCAUCCAGACCUCCAGCACAGCGAUCACCUCCACCUCCAUCCACUACAGGGUUUUCUACUGUUGGAUCUCCCUUAUCGCCCCCGCCUCCACCUCCAGCUUCUGCUCCUACAUCUCCCAUUGGACUAUCAUCUAAGUCCUCUAUCAGUAGACCUCCUGCACCCCCUCCACCUCCGCCAGUUGCUUCUACUUCAUAUGUUGUUCAAUCUGCUGCACCAGCUGCACCUCCACUUCCCCCACUUUCUUCUACUUCAUCUCCUGUUGGACCUGCUGCACAACCUCCACCACUUGCUUCUACAUUAUCGGCUGUUCGACCUCCUCCACCACCUCCACCUCCACCACUUUCUACUUUGUCGGCUGUUCGACCUCCUGCACCACCUCCACCUCCACCACUUUCUACUUCACCCGCUGUUCGACCUGCUGCACCACCUCCACCUCCACCUCCACCACUUGCUUCUACUUCAUCUACUAUUCUGCCUCCUGCACCACCUCCACCACCUUGCCCAACAUCAUCCGCCAUUAGAUCUUCAGCACCACCUCCGCCUCUGCCUCCAGGAAUUGCUUCUACGCCACCGCCACCACCGCCACCCUAUCAUUCACCAAAACAGUCAUCCAGUUCUACGGGCAUGUCAUUGCCAUGUCCUACUGCUCCACCACCACCUAAUGCUCCAAGUUUCUCAAAGGAUGCCCACCAUCCUACUCCACCAGCACCUCCUGGUGUUAAUGCUAAUCUUUUUGGUGCCAAGGGUCGUGGACCUGCACCUCCUUCGGGUCCAAUGUCUAAGAGCCUUCAAUCUGGUCAGGCUAUGUCCAGAAGGUCCAAUUUGAAACCACUACACUGGGUGAAAGUAACAAGAGCGAUGCAGGGCAGUCUCUGGGCCGAGGGACAAAAAACUGAUGAUGUUUCAAAAGCCCCAGUGUUUGACAUGUCAGAACUAGAAAAUCUUUUCUCAGCUGCUCUACCAAAAGAUUCUAGGAGUUCAGAUAAGUCAGGAAGUCGUGCAUCUGGGGCAAAACCUGAGAAAAUUCAUCUUAUCGAUCUUCGUCGAGCUAACAAUUGUGGAAUCAUGCUUACAAAAGUCAAAAUGCCCCUUCCGGAACUAAUGAGCGCUAUUCUUGCUCUGGAUGAUUCUAUCCUAGACGCUGAUCAGGUGGACAACCUAAUUAAGUUCACUCCAACUAAAGAGGAAAUAGAACUUCUGAAGGGUUACAAAGGAGAUAAGCAAGUACUUGGUGAAUGCGAAAAGUUCUUCAUGGAGCUUAUGAAAGUACCCCGUGUGGACUCUAAGCUGAGAGUUUUCUCAUUUAGGAUUCAAUUUCGUUCUCAAGUUUCUGACCUUAAGCGGAACCUGAACAUCGUUAACUCCUCUGCUGAAGAGAUAAGGGGUUCUGCGAAGUUGAAAAGGAUUAUGCAGACAAUCCUUUCUUUGGGAAAUGCAUUGAAUCAAGGCACUGCUAGAGGUUCUGCUGUUGGGUUCAGGUUGGAUAGCUUACUCAAACUAAGUGAUACCCGUGCACGUAACAAUAAGAUGACCUUAAUGCAUUAUUUAUCCAAGGUGCUUUCCGAGAAACUGCCAGAACUUCUUGACUUCCCUAAAGAUUUGGCUAGCUUGGAGUUGGCAGCAAAGAUACAGUUGAAGUCAUUAGCAGAGGAAAUGCAGGCCAUAAACAAAGGACUCGAGAAAGUGGAGCAAGAACUAACUAUAUCUGAAAAUGAUGGCCCUGUGUCGGAGACCUUUCGCAAGACACUGAAGGACUUUCUCAGUGGUGCUGAAGCUGAAGUUAGGGCAUUGACUUCACUUUAUUCUAAUGUGGGCAGGAAUGCAGACGCAUUGGCACUUUAUUUUGGAGAAGAUCCGGCACGUUGUCCAUUUGAGCAAGUGGUGACAACGCUCCAAAACUUUGUGAGAUUGUUCACACGUUCCCACGAAGAGAAUUGCAAGCAGUUGGAUCUUGAAAAGAAGAAAGCUCAGAAGGAGGCGGAAACGGAGAAACCUAAGAGUGAAUCGGAAACGGAUAAAGUUAAUAGGGAAUCUGAAAAUGAGAAAGCUAAGCUCAGCCAUUCAAUCAAAGAGCUAGACAUCUCACUUCAAUCACAAGCACAAACUGCCAGUGCCAAGUGAUGACCCAAUAUUUUUAAUCUCAAUGAACCUGGUGCUUCCCCUCUGGCAGGUGCUUGCUGGAUAUGUCUAUUGCCCUUAGUUAUCAGGGAUGCAAGUAAACCUGCCACAACAGGAAGGCCAUUGAUGCAUCGUGAUACUUCUAAGUUCUAACUGAGGGAUUCCCGGACAAAUAUCAUACCUGGCGGAGAAGCUGCAUAGUUUUAACAAAAUGAUAGGUUUUCCUUUUGGGUUCUAGUAGUGUUGGCCAGUAGUACCCUUACAGUUUUAUUAAUUUAUAUGUAGUUAUUAUAAUGUUCGGCAAAUCUGUAAAAUAAAGUUUUGGCCAAUAGAAAGGGUUAUCUUCUCGGGGGGGUAAAUAGAAAUGGUUGUUGAUGUUAAUUUAGGCAAUAGAGCUUGUAUAUCAUUUCUUUAGUCUGUUUGGCCAGCGCCUUGUACAAAGUGUUCAAAUUUUGGAUAUUAUAUGCUGGAUGCAGUUUUUUUU
This is a messenger RNA of Lolium perenne, 4868 nucleotides long. Its product is annotated as formin-like protein 6. Lineage: Eukaryota; Viridiplantae; Streptophyta; Magnoliopsida; Poales; Poaceae. The record is from RefSeq and is a predicted model, not a curated record.